Molecule: messenger RNA, 777 nt
Organism: Phytophthora sojae
Lineage: Eukaryota; Oomycota; Peronosporomycetes; Peronosporales; Peronosporaceae
Exons: 6
Coding region: 1-777 (258 amino acids)
Source: RefSeq, a predicted model, not a curated record
AUGAGCUGCGUGGAGCUGGCCGAAGAUGCUGUUGCUGAGAUGGAGAUCGUCGAAGUUGACGACUCCAGUGAGAGCAGCGACUCUGACGACUCCGACUACGAGGACAUGGCUAAGACAUCUUCGUCCGGGAAGAGCGCGGAUGGGCUAUGCAAGGCGGAAUCCAUCGAAGAAAGCAGCUCGACAAACCCGAUCGCCUUCUUCCAGGAAGAAAUCCAAGAAGCGCAGUCGGACCCCGAAACCAAGUUCCUGGCUAGACGUUGGCCAGCAGUCGAAGAUGAGUACGCGGCCUUGGUCGAGACGGAACCCUGGCUGGAGAUGUUCAACAACCGGGUCAAGUACAUGAAGGACCACCUUCCGGCCUUCUGGCACAUCCUGCACUGGUUCAUGAUGAAGACUAAACCCGAAGAUGACGAGAACUGUGACGACCUCACGAUCUACGAACGGGCUCAGGACCUUCACCGGAAACGCCAAGCGUUCCACGACGGGGUUGCGCGCACCUUCGGGGCCCGCAUCAAGCGUCUGAUCAAGGCCGGUAUGCCCAAGACCAUGAUCUGUUACCUGUACCUGGUCGACGAGUCAACCAAGAAAGAAGAUGGCACGCGCUACACUCUGGCCGACCAGAUCGCGAUGUCUGAACAUGAAGACCCCGGCCGAACUCAGUGGACAACCUGUACGGAGGACGAGCGUCUGCCACAUGCCCCGGCCAAGAUCCUCGACAAGCUGCUGCUCAAGGAACAUGAGCGCGUCAGCAACUGGGUCUCGACCAAGUUCCAGUGA